Helianthus annuus (common sunflower) is the source of this 2952-nucleotide messenger RNA. RefSeq names its product serine/threonine-protein kinase PCRK1. Bases 131 to 1438 code for a protein of 435 amino acids. Gene Ontology annotation, biological process: protein phosphorylation. NCBI's taxonomy places the organism in Eukaryota, Viridiplantae, Streptophyta, Magnoliopsida, Asterales, Asteraceae. The record is from RefSeq and is a predicted model, not a curated record. The transcript has 4 exons. Gene Ontology annotation, molecular function: protein kinase activity; ATP binding.
ACUCAACAAAGAAAUAAUAAUAAAGUGAAGCUCGAUAAACACCAUGGCCCAACAGGUAGGUGUCGGCAACUUUAUUUCUACUUUCCCGUUUCUUUCGAAUUCUAGUAUUUUCAAGUGAAGGAACAGAACAAUGGUGUUUCACUGCCGAUGUUUCUCCUUGUUGGAAGAUGAUGAAGAGCUCACAUAUGAAUCCACAACAACUCAAACAAAAUCAACUACAACUUAUUACACUGCUGCUUCGGAUUUUAGUCGGUCCCAUGCAAAGACGUUACAAGUCUUGAAUUUAGCCAACAAAGGAAGCAAUCUGAGGGUUUUCACAUUUGCUGAGCUCAAAACAGCUACUGAAAACUUUUGUACAGCUUCGAAGAUCGGGGAGGGUGUGUUUGGGAGUGUAUAUAAGGGUGUGAUCAAGAGUUUGGACCUGGACCAUCCUAUGCAGGUGGCUGUGAAGCUCACCAAUGAAUUAUUGCAGGGGCACAAAGGGCGGGCAAGAGAGAUUAAUGCUCGUGGGUCGGUUGAGCAUCCAAACCUUGUCAAACUAAUUGGUUACUGUACGGAGGAUAAUGAACUUGGUACAAAACUACUUUUUGUCUAUGAAUAUAUGGUUAAUAGAAGUGUGAGAGAUCAUUUAUCUGCGAAAUCCGAAACACCUCUCUCAUGGAACAUGAGACUGAAAGUGGCUCAAGAUGUUGCUCGUGGUUUGACAUUUCUACAUGAACAAAUGGAAUUUCAGAUGAUUUUCAUGAAUUUCAAGUCUUCUAACGUUCUUCUAGAUGAUCAAUGGAAUGCUAAACUUUCGGGUUUUGGUGUGCCUCAAAUGCAAAAAGAAAUCACUCAUAUCAAAACCAAGACUGCAGCGCCAGUAUUCAUAGACAUCGGAUACUCUCCUCCAGAGUACUUUGUAAAAAGGCAUCGCACAUCCAAGGUUGACGUAUGGAGCUAUGGGGUUUUUCUGUAUGAACUUAUCACGGGUAGGCACCCAUUUGAUAAAAAGUUGCCUUUCAACGAGCAGAGGCUUGUACAAUGGGUGCAACCUUACCUAGGAUCAGACAGAUUUGAGUUAAUCAUUGAUCCAAGACUCGAAGGUAAUUACCCUCUGGAAUCAGCACAAAAGUUGUCUAUUAUAGCCGACAAGUGCUUGUCUGAAAGCCCCAACUCCAGGCCAAAGAUGAGUGAGGUCCUUGAAAUGGUUAACCAACUCAUUAUGGUUCAAUCACAAGCUACCAGUCCUGCAUCAACUCAGGUCCCACAGGUUGUGAUCGACCCGAAUAAAGUUUUUGCGGCUCCUGCCCAAGGUGAAAAGACUCAAGAGGAUAUAAAACACGAGGACGAAAGAGCCUCUUCGAAGCCUGCCUACCUUCCUCAGAUUCGCUAUUCGAAGCUCUGGAAAUCUUUAAAAUGUUGUUCUGGAAAGGGUUGUUGUGUAUCAUUGCAUUAAGAUAAACCUAUCAUUAGCUUUUCGAUGAUCUGUUUUCUUUUUUAGUUUAUGCUACAUAAAUUUAUUUAUAUAAUCUUAAAACGAAAUGUCGGUGCACCACUCUUUUGACAAUAAUGCCCUCGACAAAGAAGUCUUCACCCCUGCUUCUUUUGCGCUUCUUCUUCUAGAUCUGUGUAAACAAUUCUCUGUAGUCCAACCUUUGAGGUGAGUUUCUCCUUCUUCCACUCCCUUUGUUCAGUUACUCUUUUACUCAUUCUCCCUUUUCUCCUCUCGGCUAACAUGUAUAUACUCCAUGUUCUUUUCCUCAGUUACAACACAAGAAUCAGAAAAUAAAACUGCGGAAUCAACAAAUCAUCCAGAUUCGCAAACCCUAGAACGAAUAGGGUUUUUCAGGUCAGUCUUCGUCUGCAUCUUGCUUUUAAUUCAUGGUCUGAGGUACGUAGAAGUGUGUGUAACAGGAUAGAACUGAAGAAUUUACAAAGGUAAUUUUAGAACGACCUUACGAAACGACGACGGAAGCCCUCCUUCCCAAAUCAGACUAGAUCAGAGCUCUGGCGUCUUCCGACGCCCACUUUUUUAUGCGUUUUGAUUGGUCACCACUCCUUUCUCUAGGUGCUUUUACCGCUAGACACACCACCACUCCACUGUCCUUCCUUCUCUAAAUCUCUAUAUCAUCUCUUUCUGCAAAUUUUCUUUUUUGCAAACCAGUCUUGGAGUACACCUACCACUGCCGGCUACAAACCCUAAAGAGGGUCAUCAGCCUGAGCCGUCGAUGUAGCGGGUGUACCUAGGUACUACACCACUACUUACAGAGGCACGGUGACGGUGUUAGGAAGGAUCCGGUUAAGAGAGAGAGAGAGAGAGAGAGAGAGAGAGAGAAUGGGUCGAGUGUCAAGGAUAGAUGACAUCACCGGUAAAAAAACACCAAGUCGUUGCUGGUCUUUAAAACCAAAGUUGGGUAAUAUGGCCUCAGCCGUAUCGUGUCACUGUCGCCGUCAGGCGUCAACGAUCAGAUUUGGACCUCUUUCCGGCGGUGGUGGUAGACGCGUAUUGUAGAGAGAAUGUAUAGAGAGAAAUGGGGGUGGUGGUGUUGUAAUGGUGGCGGCUAAGAUGUAGGUUGCGGCGGUUGGUUAUUGGCGGUGAUCGGAUGUGUGGUGGUGAAGAGAUCUCCGGCGUGGCGAUAUUGGCAGUUGAAGACGGUGGUAUGAUAGAGUUGUGGUGGUGGUGUUAUGGUGGCAUGUCGGUGUUUGUAGUUGUAGUCAGAGAGUGUGUGACAUAACAUAUUUGUGAUGGUGGUAUUGGAUUGGAAGUAUAGAGAGCACAUGGUUUUGCUAUGGAAACAAAUCAUUAUUAAUUCCUCUAGGUAGUAUAGAGAGCACAUUUGUGUGUAUUUAUAUUUAUGUAUAGUAUAAUAUCUCGAAAACACUGAUGAUUUCAUGUGGAUCAUGUUGCAUGUCAUUUGAAUUUGUUAAAAGCAAAAGUAAAAACUAAAAAUAGUUUUAGUUAAAUCCUUA